GUUCGUUUGAAUGUUAAGCUAGUCUUUGUCGAUCGGUCGUGACGAUCACUGCUCAUUGCAGCGAAGUUGGAACGAAUCGCAUAUUGUUAGUGUACGAAAAUUGAAACUAGGAAUCCAACGUAGCCAAUGAAGAUAUUGUGCAUCGGAAGGUUGACUUACGCUUGAGGAACACGUAGAGGCUGUGCCGAUUGAAGUAUAGAGAUUUCUGAUUGAAAAGAAAAUCGAUCGGCUAGAAAUCCUCGCAUAUUUGUAAAAUGACAUUAUUAACUAAGUGGCUCUGGAUCAAAGAGCUAACGGUUCCUUUUCUCAACAAAGAACUGAACAUUCGAGCUAGACAAUAUUGUGUAUCCAUCAACGGAAGUAAUUUUCCGAAAACCAACGAACCUAAGAAAAAAAGAGAUUACAUACUUUCUAAAAAGAGUUCGAUGACAAACCCAGUUCUAUACUACGACGAUGUCAGUCCCCCAGUUCGAAGUGUUCUACUCACCAUGGCUGCCCUAAACAUCGAUGAUAAAAUCAAUAAGCAUUGGAUCCAUUUAUUCGGGGCUGCUCAUUUACGGAGAGAUUUUGUGGAAAUUAAUCCAUUGCAUACGGUUCCGGUGUUGAAAGAUGAGGAACUGGUGCUUACGGACAGUCAUGCCAUUUUAAUGUAUCUCUGUGAUGUUUAUGGACCAGGAACAAAGUUUACCCUGGAUGAUCCGAAAAAACGGGCCCAGGUUUUGAACCGACUUUGUUUCAAUAACUCAGUUUUCUUCCAGAGAGAUGCCGAACUUAUGCGAAAAAUAUUCCGUGAAGAGAUAAAUGAAGUUUCAGAUCACCUAAAACCAAUUGAAGAAGCAAUUGAUUGUCUUGAAAUUUAUUUGAACAGUACCAAAUUUGUAGCCUGUGAUGAGUUAACUGUAGCGGACUUCUCAAUUGUGGCUACAUUAAGCACGUUGGAGACAGUUUGUCCUAUUUCUGAAUCUCGAUGGCCGAAGGUGAAAGCAUGGUACGAAGAAAUGCAACGACUAGCGUACUACUAUGAAGCCAACCAGGUUGGGCUCAGCAAAUUGCGAGCAAAGGUUAACCACAAAUUGCAUGUUGGAUAUUAGUUGUGAAAAUAAAGUUUCUGCUUCUUGAAUUGUUUAAAAUACAGUCAACAGCAAACAAUAAAAAUGUAGUUUAGAACCAA
Topomyia yanbarensis is the source of this 1171-nucleotide messenger RNA. Its product is annotated as glutathione S-transferase E14-like. The transcript is spliced from 6 exons. The coding region runs from base 255 to 1091 and encodes 278 amino acids. Gene Ontology annotation, molecular function: glutathione transferase activity. The record is from RefSeq and is a predicted model, not a curated record. NCBI's taxonomy places the organism in Eukaryota, Metazoa, Arthropoda, Insecta, Diptera, Culicidae. Gene Ontology annotation, biological process: glutathione metabolic process.